This is a messenger RNA of Daucus carota subsp. sativus, 1581 nucleotides long. RefSeq names its product triacylglycerol lipase OBL1-like. Gene Ontology annotation, biological process: lipid metabolic process. Gene Ontology annotation, molecular function: triacylglycerol lipase activity. The transcript is spliced from 5 exons. NCBI's taxonomy places the organism in Eukaryota, Viridiplantae, Streptophyta, Magnoliopsida, Apiales, Apiaceae. The record is from RefSeq and is a predicted model, not a curated record. The coding region runs from base 97 to 1506 and encodes 469 amino acids.
UACAACACAACCAUCAUAAUAUUCUUAUUUACAUCUAAUUAGAUAUAUUUUUUUCUUACAUUCGUUCUGCAUUGAUAAUAAUAUUAUAGGAAUUCUAUGGCUCGGAGCUGCAGCAAGGAGUUCGCCAGUAAUUAUAUGCUACUGAAUUCAGAGAACUUAGGUUUUAUCGACCUGUUUUACAUAGUACUUUCCAAGGACUUAAAGAACAGAAAAUUCAUAGACUGUUCUGAAGGAGCGCGAGAAGAAAGCUCAAGCCGGAGAUGGAUUAUAUUUGCUUCAAUCGUCGCCCAAAAGCUAUUGUUCUUCUUGGCGAAACCCUUGGCACGGUUCGGAUCUAAGGUGGAGUAUUGGCUCAACUUAAUUUCUAGCAAUGGUGGCUUUGUUGGCCUAGUUCAAAAUUUCUUACGAGGGAGAGUUGUAGAGCCUAAUAAAGAAUCAGCAAAUUUCUUCUCAAUUACGGAAUAUACGGACAAGCGAGUGGAUUUAGACAAAAGCAUCAAACCUGGAGAUUGGAGAUACUUGAGUGCACUUUCAAUCAUGGCUGCUAAAGCUUCUUAUGAGAACAAAGCAUACCUUGAGACAAUUGUCAGAGAUCAUUGGAAGAUGGAACUUUUGGGUUCGUUCAAUUUCUGGAAUGAUUAUCAAGAAAAAGCAAAUACACAAGCCUUCUUGUGCCGUGAGACACGCGGAGACGAGGAACUAAUCGUGGUGUCUUUCAGAGGCACUGAGGUAUUUGACGCAGAAGCUUGGUCAUCCGAUGUUGAUCUCUCCUGGUACGAGCUUCAUUGUGGCGUUGGAAAGGUUCACGGAGGCUUUUUGAAAGCACUAGGCUUACAGAAGAAUCUAGGUUUCCCGAAAGAAAUUGAACAAGUAGACGACAGACCAGUGGCUUAUUAUUUCAUCAGGAACAUGCUUAGAGAACUCCUUGCAGCUAACAAGAAUGCAAAGUUCAUUGUUACGGGCCACAGCUUAGGAGGAGCAUUAGCCAUUCUGUUUCCGGCCAUUUUAGCUUUCCACAAGGAGGAUUUGUUGCUUGAGAGAUUACAAGGGAUUUACACAUUCGGUCAACCAAGAGUCGGAGACUCGAAAUUUGGGGAGUUCAUGGAAGAGCAAUUGAAGAAUAACAGUAUUCGUUAUUUCAGAACAGUUUACUGCAAUGAUAUUGUGCCUCGGCUUCCUUAUGAUGACAACAACUUCAUGUUUAAGCACUUUGGAGAAUGCCUCUACGUAAACAGUUUUUAUAAAGGACAGAUUGUUGCAGAGGAGCCGAACAAGAAUUACUUUUCGCUUUUGGAUGCCAUUCCGCAGAUGGCAAAUGCAGUUUGGGAGCUUGCAAGAAGCUUUGUCAUUCCCUACACAAGGGGAGCUGAUUACAAGGAAGGGGCUCUUCUUCGAGUGAUAAGAUUAUUAGGAGUUUUAGUACCGGGUAUAUCAGCUCAUUUACCCCAAAAUUAUGUUAAUGCUUCCCGGUUGGUAUCCUCUGAUGUAUUGCGGAUUGAUGACUAACCAAACCAAUCCGUGUGUAUUCUUUUAUGUUUGCUUUUUUGAAAUUUAUGUAUCUUAUUUAAUUUUUUAUUAUUA